Ciona intestinalis (vase tunicate) is the source of this 1921-nucleotide messenger RNA. Its product is annotated as protein pelota homolog. NCBI's taxonomy places the organism in Eukaryota, Metazoa, Chordata, Ascidiacea, Phlebobranchia, Cionidae. The record is from RefSeq and is a predicted model, not a curated record. Gene Ontology annotation, cellular component: cytoplasm. Gene Ontology annotation, biological process: nonfunctional rRNA decay; RNA surveillance; nuclear-transcribed mRNA catabolic process, no-go decay.
UGACAGUGAGUGGUAAUAUUUCGCGCUGUUCUAGAACACGAAAGGCGCCCAGUCAAACUUUAAAACAAAUCUAAAGAAUGGCAUAUGCGAAAAGUGCAACACAAAUGUUGUGAGAACGUUUUACAAAACGUUGUGUGCUAAACUUUUGAACAUGAAGUUAGUGUAUAGAAAUAUAAACAAAGAUUCGUCUGGUCAAAUUACUUUAAUUCCUGAAGAUGGAGAAGACAUGUGGCACGCUUAUAAUCUUGUUCAACCUGGAGAUAGUUUACGUUCAACAACGUUAAGAAAAGUUCAAUCAGAAUCGAGCACUGGAAGUGUUGGUAGCAACAGAGUAAGGACAACUCUUACCAUUGCUAUUGAGUCAAUUGAUUUCGACUCCCAAGCAUGUGUUUUGCAUGUAAAAGGAAGAAAUAUACAGGAGAACCAAUAUGUCAAAAUGGGGGCUUACCAUACUCUAGAUCUGGAGCCAAAUAGGAAGUUUGUAUUGGCGAAAAAAUGCUGGGAUACUGUGCAUCUAGACCGGAUAAAUGUUGCUUGUGAUCCAACACAGAACGCUGAUGUGGCAGCAGUGGUAAUGCAAGAGGGUCUUGCCCACGUCUGCUUGGUGCUAUCGAGUAUGACAUUGGUCCGUGCCAAGAUAGAAACACAAAUCCCAAGGAAAAGAAGGGGGAAUGCACAACAGCAUGAUAAAGGUGUGGAAAAAUUUUUCGAUUCAGUUAUGCAAGCUAUUAUACGGCACAUUAACUUUGAGGUUGUUAAAUGUGUAAUUCUGGCAAGUCCCGGUUUUGUUAAAGACCAGUUUCAUGACUUCUUAAUGUCCCAAGCGGUUAAAACUGAUAACAGAUUAAUCAUUGAUAACAAGUCUAAGUUCAUAUGCGUGCACGCCUCAUCUGGUUUCAAACACUCACUCAAAGAAGCAUUGUUGGAUCCUUCUGUUGCAUCCAGGUUAUCAGACACAAAAGCAACAGCAGAAAUAAAGGCUUUGCAAGACUUUUACAAAACAUUACAACACGAACCAGACAAAGCAUGCUAUGGGUUAAAACAAAUCGAAAAAGCAAGUGCAUCCGAUGCCAUUGAUGUGCUCAUGAUUACAGACAUGCUGUUACGAUCACUUGAUAUUGCUUUGCGCACCAAACUUGUUAAAAUCGUGGACCAGGUAAAGGAUAGUGGUGGUGUCGUCAGGGUGUUCUCAUCUAUGCAUGUAAGUGGGGAACAACUUGGCCAACUCACUGGUGUUGCUGGGAUAUUAAGGUUCGCUGUGCCAGGGAUGAGCGAUUCUGAGGACUCUUCGUCAGAAGAGGAUUGAAAUAUCUUCUCUUUAUAACAAAGGCAUCAAGUUUUAUGAAUUUUAGAAACAUCCAGGGUGACAUUGUUAAAAUGGAGUUACACUUAUAGUUGUCAAACAUAAAGAACCUCAUUGAUUAAUGUGGUGAAUGCAAUAUACUUUUGCUCUGCUUGUUUGUAUAGACACCUAACAGCAGGGUAAAAUCUGUUUUUGGUAUAAAACCAAUGUGCUAAUUGUUCAAGAAACCCCUAACUUUACCAUGCCUUAGCCACACCAAACCUUUGAUAGCUUUUUCCUUUAGCAGUUAGUAAAAUAGAAAUAUUUUCUUAUAUAGGUAUAAGAUUGAAUUGCAUGAGUUCCAUGUUUAUUUGUUGGUACAAUUUUUGUACAUACAAUGGCUCUGCAUGUUAUGUAGUAUUUAUACUGAAAUCUUUAUCUACUGUAAGUGACAUCUAAGAUCUGUGACCUUUAUUUUUGGUGUUUAUGUGAUAUUUAUUGAAUAUGCUUGAAAACACAGGUUUCCAAGACAAUCUAGGCUUGUUAGAAGAAUUGGUGAAAUGAGAUAAAAUAUGUUUAAUUGUUGUGAUUUGGAACAUUUGUUGUCAUUCAACAGAAUACCAACUUUACAGGGAACAA